CUCUUUCCCUUCUCUCUCUCUCUCUCUCUCUCUCCCCUAGUUUUCAUUUUAGGUAGAAUCUCUUCCCUAGUUACAAUGGAUUCAAGCAGUGCAGAAGUAGCCUUUGAUUUCAGUCCCUUUAUUCGGAUCUAUAAGGAUGGCCACGUUGAGAGGCUCGUAGGAACUGAAACUGUCUCCGCCACUACACUCGAUCCCCAAACCGGUAUCUCCUCCAAGGACGUCGUGAUUCAACCGGAAAUUGGCAUCUCCGCACGGCUUUUCAUCCCCAAGAUCACCGAUCCUUCUGACCGGAAACUUCCACUCCUUGUCUACAUCCACGGCGGAGCCUUCUGUGUCGAGACCCCCUUUUCCCCUACGUACGACAGUUACGUAUCAUCUUUAGUGGCCGAGGCUAACGUGGUCGCAGUGUCUGUCCACUACAGGAGAGCCCCCGAACAUCUUUUACCUAUUGCCUACGAUGAUUCGUGGGCUGCACUUCAAUGGGUCGCUUCUCAUUCCAAGGGAGAAGGCCCCGAAGCGUGGUUGAACGAGUACGCCGAUCUGAGCAGAGUUUCCAUAGUUGGAGAUAGCGCCGGAGGCAACAUUGCCCAUAAUAUGGCUUUGCGGGCGGCUGAGACACCAUUGGAAGGGGUAAGAUUUGUUGGGUUGGGUUUAAUCCAUCCUUAUUUCCAUGGAGAAGAACCAAUGGGUCCUAAUGCAAGUGAAGAGGAGAGGAAGGCUAAGGCGGGUAAGCUGUGGGUGGUGCUUUGUCCGACCACCAGUGGUUGCGACGAUCCACUGAUAAAUCCGGCGAGUUGUCCCAACCUUGAUAAGCUAGCGUGCAAGAGGGUGUUGGUGUGCGUUGCAGAGAAAGAUACGUUGAAAGAUGGGGGUUUGUUGUACCAUAAAACUUUAGGAAAGAGUGGGUGGGCAGGAGAGCUGGAGGAUUUGAUGGAGGCAGAAGGGGAGGAACAUGUGUUCCAUCUCCACAAGCCCACCAGCGACAAGGCUGUUGCCAUUAAGUCCCGCUUGGCUUCCUUGCUCAAUCACAACUGACGCCUCUC
Macadamia integrifolia is the source of this 1043-nucleotide messenger RNA. RefSeq names its product probable carboxylesterase 12. Gene Ontology annotation, molecular function: hydrolase activity. The transcript has a single exon. Lineage: Eukaryota; Viridiplantae; Streptophyta; Magnoliopsida; Proteales; Proteaceae. The record is from RefSeq and is a predicted model, not a curated record. The coding region runs from base 76 to 1035 and encodes 319 amino acids.